GCUGGGGUAGUUGCGUGGGUUGCACGAGAGAGAGAAACUGGGUCAGGCAGACUCGAGGCAGGCCGAGUCAGGCCGAGGCUCGAGAGUCGUCCAGGCGUUUUCGGCUGGAAGCAGUCCCUUGGAAACCACCCCGAAGCCCGUCGUCGCUUCACCAGUCUAUCGUCGAUCCAUCCUCCAGUCCUUCUCUACCGUUUACAACAGCUUCAUCCCCUUGCGAGCGCGAGCGAGAUCGAAGUAUUCGUACUCCAACUAUCCCACGAGGAGAUAGCAAGGAAUCGGGACUGAGGCGAGGGGCACAAGCAGAGACAUGGACAAUGUGCAAAUGAUCGGCACUAAAAUCACAGCGAUCAAGGAAUACUUAUAUAAUUUCGCCCGGACACACUCACCAACCAGACUAAUGAGUUCCGAAAACACGUACUCGCUCUCUAGGGAGCACUGUAACUUGAAAUAUUCGGAUAUCCUGCCGCAGAAUGCCGAAGGUUAUCCAGCAACCAAGGAAUUCCUGAUGAAGGUAGUGGAUAUUCUAUUGGAUUUCAUCAAAUCAACGAAUGACAGGACUGCGAAGGUACUCGAUUUCCAUCAUCCUUCCGAAAUGAUGCGCCUCCUGGAUCUCGAAAUUCCCGACUCUGGUUUGACUCUUCAGCAACUUCUCAUUGAUUGUUCCACCACCUUAAAGUAUCAAGUUAAAACUGGUCAUCCUCAUUUCUUCAAUCAAUUAUCCUGCGGUCUUGAUAUCGUCUCGAUGGCUGGUGAAUGGCUGACAGCGACAGCCAACACGAACAUGUUCACCUACGAAAUUGCGCCGGUGUUCAUUUUGAUGGAGCACGUGGUGCUUCAGAAAAUGAGGGAGCUCAUUGGUUGGAACGGUGGUGAUUCUAUCCUUGCACCAGGAGGUUCCAUCAGCAAUCUUUAUGCUUUUCUCGCUGCUAGACACAAAAUGUUUCCCGCUUACAAGGAACGAGGCCUCGCUGCUAUCGGGGGACAGCUAGUUAUGUUUACGUCUGACCAGUGCCAUUAUUCGGUGAAAUCAUGCGCCUCUGUCUGCGGACUGGGAACGGACAACUGUGUGAUGGUUCCCAGCGAUGAUCGAGGACGCAUGAUCCCAUCGAAGUUGGAAGAAUUGAUUCUGGAACGCAAGGCUAGAGGACAUAUCCCCUUCUUCGUGAACGCUACCGCAGGAACGACCGUCAUCGGAGCAUUCGAUCCUAUUCCAGAAAUCGCUGAUAUUUGCCAGAGACACAAGCUCUGGCUACACAUCGACGCGGCUUGGGGUGGUGGACUGCUUCUUUCAAGAAAAUACAGACAUCCCCGAAUGACAGGAAUCGAACGAGCCGACUCCGUAACCUGGAACCCGCACAAACUCAUGGGAGCGUUGCUUCAGUGUUCGACGAUUCACUUCAAGGAGGACGGAUUGCUGAUUAGCUGCAACCAAAUGUCCGCAGAGUAUUUGUUCAUGACAGACAAACUGUACGACGUGAAGUACGACACCGGUGAUAAGGUGAUUCAAUGCGGACGUCAUAAUGACAUCUUCAAGCUCUGGUUGCAAUGGCGAGCCAAGGGUACAGAAGGAUUUGAGAAACACAUGGACCGGCUGAUGGAACUCUCAGAGUACAUGGUCAGGCGGAUCAAACAGAUGCCUGAUAAAUAUUAUUUGAUACUGGAACCUGAAAUGGUGAACGUCUGCUUCUGGUAUCUUCCAAUACGCGUUCGGAACAUGCCACAUACUCAGGAGAGGAUCAAGAUCCUUGGAGAUAUUUGCCCCAUUUUGAAAGGCCGAAUGAUGCAAUCUGGAACACUGAUGGUCGGCUACCAGCCGGACGAUCGACGACCCAAUUUCUUCAGAAAUAUUAUCUCGAGUGCCGCGGUAACGGAAGCGGACGUCGACUUCCUAUUGGAUGAAAUGGACCGAUUAGGCCGUGAUCUGUAAGAAACCCGCCCGUUCUAAUUAGUUGCGUAAUCAGUUGCCGCAAUGCAGUUGAUUAUAUCGCGACAUCGUAUCGAAAGUGUUUCCAGCUGAUAUUAGAAAUUCAUUUAACGAGCAGGAGAAUCGCGUCGCGUUUCAUUACGUGUACAAAAUUCGGAGGCCAAAUUCGAGACUCGCAUUCAUGAUUACUAACCUAAGCAGUGUGCACCGGCUCUCUCCUUUUCUCUUGUAGACCAAGAAAAAUAUUCGUUGUUUUAUUUUAUUUCUUUUUUUAAUGAAAACUUUUAGGUUUAAUUCAAAAAAUUCUUUCGAAAAAUUAAAUAAAGGAUACGUUUUUAUUCACAUCAAAGAAUAUCUGUUUUACUUAAAUUAAAUUAAAUUUCACUUGAGAAAAAUUUUGUUGAAAUUUCUAUCGCUACUAUCCAGAGCUUAACUUCAAUUUGGAUUUUUGGCAUAAUAAGUGCGUCUAGGGAAAUGGAAAUUAAAAUUAUAAUAGACGAUCGUUUCGUUUGAAUAUUCUCUAAAUGUUCGAGCUUGAAAUUGACGACAGAAGAGAGUCGGUAACCGAAUCAUCGUUCGUAGCACGAGAAACGCUUCUUCAGCAUAUUACAAGGCAGCUACUGAAGAUCGAAGGAUACUCAUAGCAUGUAAGUUCUCUAGGUGUAAGGUUACAGCACAUCCACGAAACGAAGAAUCAAGUUACAAAGCUCUAGCGAUGCUUCCGGCCGUAAAUGUUACUAGUUUUCACCCCUUGGCGCUAUACCUAUUCACUAGAAAAGAAAAGGGAAACGAAGGAGUAGCAACGACGCGUUUUCAUCAUAGAUUGAAACAAUAGUAAAAUAUAGUUAAUCGCGCUUAUAAUGACCGAGAGUUCGUUUAAUUAAUAUUUUAUUUCUUAGUGAAAAUACAUGACAUACGCGCUGCAACAGUUGGCUCCGUAUCAGAACGUUAUUGAGAGUUACAGGAUUUAGAAAGAAGAUAGUCGAAAAUUGAUUUUGAUUACAUCAUUAACGUUGCGUAUGCCUCACAGGGAGGCAAUAAGUAAAAUAAAUAUAUUACGAGAAUAGUCACGAACGGAAAAAGAAACUCAGAAGAACAUUGAAUUAAUUAAAAAUUCGUUCGAAGAGAACGAGAUAGAUGUACAAAAUAUUUUUACUUGCAUCGGUACACUGCGGAGUAAUAUAGAGAUAAAAAAUGAUAUUAGUUCGCUUAGAAAUGAUGCGCGUUACUUUGUUGAGAGACUAAAUGAAUUUGUUAUUUAUUGAUCGUUUGCAAAGCUAUAAAAUAAAGAGGGCAGGCCUGCAUACAUUAUUAUUAUAUACAAAACGUACGUAUGUUAUUAUUUAUUAUUGAAGAAUUUCACCACUAACGGAGAGUAAUAUUUAUUAAUAUACAUUAUAGGAAACUUGAAAAAGAAGUAUAAAUGUAUUUGAAACUAAAAAAAAAGCAUAAGUAUAUAUAUAAAGAACAAAGCGUAUAUUAUAUACAAUAUAAAUAUAUAUAUUUAGCGUUGAGAUUUUAAAAUACAAAACACAAACCCAUGAAAGUACAUGCUUUUUCAAGUAUUCGUGCGAACGGUUGUCAUUUAGUUCGUCGAUUACCUUUAUACACUGUUGGAAACUGAUCUUAUUACGUAUUUGGUAAAGAAAUCUCUUAUUAGAAAUUAGUUCCGUAGUUUCGAAUCGCGUUCCCGUCUUUCACCUAACUUUUUAGGGGGACACUAUCGAUCGUUAGCUUCAUCACUUCUCACACGUUGAUUCAUUUCGUUAAUACAAAAAGGAGAAAACAUAAAAGAGAGUUGCGUCAUUUUAAUUACAAAAUUUCGGUAUUUUUGCCUCCUUUGAAACGACGAAAGAAAUAUCAAUCUGUUCGACAAUGAAAAUAAAAAAAAAGACAACAUUUAAGAACCGAACGACCCUAUAUAAAUUUUUCGAUUCACUCGCCAUUGAGUAAAAGAACGAAGAUGUCUUUAAACUUAAGUAAAUACAAAAUAUCUAGGUGUAUAUUAAUAAGGGAGACCUAAAAUGUAUUUAUUGUAAACCUACGAAUUUACUCGACGUUUUCAUUUCCCGUCGACACUUACCGAGCCGUCGAUAGAUCUUUUUCCAUUCGCAAGAAACUCGAGAACGAAUGAGAACAAAAUAAUAAAACACAGGAUAGAAGACAAAGUAUAUACAGAGGCGGGAAAGUAACGUGAUAAGAUAAAGGGUCCCAUGCGAUAUUGUUUAAAUCGUAGAACAUUAUCGACAUUCCUGUUACGCAUGAUUCGAGUCAACUUUUAAUAAUAUUCAUCUAAAGCUGACGUGAGAUAGAAUUUGCGAAUUGUAAUGUAAAAUCGAAACGAUAUCAUGAUGCAUUAGACAAUACUAGGGGAGCAGAGGGUAUGUAUUUUUGAAGAAAAAAAAGGAAACAAAUGAAUGACGUUUAUCUGACCACGAUUACCGAUACCUGCAGAAGAGACAUUCUAUCGAACCGUUGUUGUUAAUUGUCCAUAAUUUUAUCAGCGUUAUAAAUUUUUUUAAUCACCAGUCGUUGAUACUGCCGACUGAAUGGCUGAUUUUACUUCGACGAAUUCACUCGUAUUCUAACGUAAUUAAAGAGGACACAGAGAAAGACAUUAUCAUAUAUACACACAGCAUAUGCACGUAUAUUAAAAAGUUUAGUCAAAGGUACUAUAUUUCUACAGGUAAAGGAAUUAUACAAUGACACUAUCUAAGUAGAGAAAAAUCUCGACCCUUUGAUCUGCAUACAUAUUACACGUACAUUUGGCGAAUCUAUAAACUUCACAUUGUUGUGAAUAUAAACGUAAGAAGUAUACCUUUGCCAUAUCAGUGCCGUUAAUUUAACGACGGUUUUGUACAUUAUUCUUGUGCCCAUUUCUUCUUAUAUCUUGACGAAUCGAAGAUUUGUAAAUAGAAAGCCGCGGAAUACGUUCCCUUCUAUAUUUCUUAGCACUCGUUGUACCAAUAUGAAAAUUAUUUGAGAAUUAUUAAAGAAAAAUGAUUUAUGACACUAAAACGUGUCACAUUCUAUUCUUGUGACAUUGUUACUGUAUAUUCUACGCUGUUGUACUUUAUUGUUAUUCGCUACACAAUUUAAUGUCUUGUUAUAUAUACAUAUAUAUGUAUUUUAGUUCUACAAACUUUGAAGAACUUUGGCGUUCUAUAAACUAUGCACUAAUGCACCUUCCAAUGCACUUUUUAAUGCACCUUUCAUGCAAGCGCACGCAAUCGACAGAAAAUUAUAAGUUUAACGAGAAACAUAUAAAUAUCCUUUCUUUCAUUUGAAACUAGAGAACCGACGAAAUCGGCACAAGUAUAAUUAACGUUGGUCAAUUCCUUUCCUUGUGAUUUAUCAAACUGGCCCAGGGUGAUCUCAUUAACCCUGUGACCUCGUUAUCGUUAAUUAUUAGUCUAAGUUGGAGCGAGGAGAGCAGCAACAAAAUCCGACGUCUUCCAAAUGAGAAAGAAGGAAAGAUCGAAGAGUAUUAUCGGUAUUUAGAGAUGCCUCGCGAUUCGUGAAAGCAGCUAUCCUUAUACAUUGUACGUAAUUAAGCAAAAAACAAGAGAAAAAGAAAGAAAACAAGAAAUACAUUUAUAUACAUACAAAUAGGUGAGAAGAUAAUUAUAUAUAAAUAUGUAUAUGUGUAAACGUGUGUGCAAAACUCUCCUGGCGGUAAUACGAGCGAAAGAAUAUGGAUUAUACGUGGCGUUAUAACGAUGAUUGCUGGCACGUCGUGAUCUUGUUGUACGACAAGUACCACCUAAUUGACCCUAUUAUCCACUGUAUAUCAAUGUCUAAUAAACUGCUGUUAUCCCAAA
Messenger RNA from Bombus huntii, 5745 nucleotides. RefSeq names its product glutamate decarboxylase (gene Gad1). Gene Ontology annotation, cellular component: cytoplasm. Bases 308 to 1927 code for a protein of 539 amino acids. Gene Ontology annotation, molecular function: pyridoxal phosphate binding; carboxy-lyase activity. NCBI's taxonomy places the organism in Eukaryota, Metazoa, Arthropoda, Insecta, Hymenoptera, Apidae. The record is from RefSeq and is a predicted model, not a curated record. The transcript is spliced from 11 exons. Gene Ontology annotation, biological process: carboxylic acid metabolic process.